CGUCUGUGUCCCCAUGCAUCUCACCUUGUUUUGAGUCCAUUUCAAGUCUUCUCAAAGCUCGUUUCGAGUUGAAUCUCUCUUUCUUUAAUAGAUGUUUCUCAUUUCCCAAGCUUAGAGUUCAUUGAAGUCUCCUUGAGCGCAAAAUCACUAUAUGGCGACAGGAAUUUCGGCUUCUUUAAACUCCAUGUCCUGCCGUUUGGGCCGGAAUAGUUUCACAGCCACCGGACCCAGCUCGGUGAUAAGUUUGUCGUCUUUCUUAACUCCGGUGACCCACUUGAAGGGGAAUAUUUUUCCUCUACAGAGAAGGAGGAGCUUGAAGGUGUGCUUGGUCCUGGAGAAGAAAAUUGAAGAUGGUAUUGAAAUUGAGGACGACAGUCCAGAAAGCUCGGAAAGCUCGAACAGGGCCUCGGAGAGACUAGCGAGGAAGAAAGCGGAAAGAUACACUUAUCUUGUUGCUGCUAUGAUGUCUAGCCUCGGCAUCACUUCAAUGGCUAUCGUUGCUGUCUACUACAGAUUUUCUUGGCAAAUGGAGGGCGGAGAAAUCCCAGUUCUGGAAAUGUUGGGUACAUUUGCUCUUUCUGUGGGAGCUGCUGUGGGGAUGGAGUUUUGGGCGCGGUGGGCUCACAAAGCGCUCUGGCAUGCUUCACUGUGGCAUAUGCACGAGUCUCACCAUCGACCCAGAGAAGGUCCUUUCGAGCUCAACGAUGUGUUUGCCAUCAUCAAUGCCGUCCCGGCAAUAUCUCUGCUCUCCUAUGGCCUCUUCAACAAAGGCCUCGUCCCAGGUCUCUGUUUCGGAGCUGGACUAGGAAUAACAGUGUUUGGCAUGGCCUACAUGUUUGUCCACGACGGCCUUGUCCACCGUCGAUUCCCUGUAGGACCCAUCGCCAACGUCCCUUAUCUACGAAAAGUAGCUUCGGCCCACCAACUUCAUCACUCUGACAAAUUUAAUGGAGUUCCAUACGGGCUGUUCUUGGGACCCAUGGAGCUGGAAGAGGUGGGAGGCAUGGAAGAGUUGGAAAAGGAGAUCAAUAGAAGAAUUAAAUCAUCUGACUCUUCAUGAAUCAUGACAGCCAUUUUGUAAAUAUGGAAUUUGAUGUAUGUGACGUCAAUCAGUAUGCAGUCUUAUACAAAUGAGAAAAAAGCUUUUCUUUUCUUUUCUUGUUUGAUUCUCCUCGUGUUGGGAGGGAUUCGAUCCUUAAAUUGCGGACAAUAAUUCCAUAAGCUCCGCUGGCUACUACAUUGGAGUCUCCAUCCUCCCUCAUUCAUUA
Vitis riparia (riverbank grape) is the source of this 1268-nucleotide messenger RNA. Its product is annotated as beta-carotene hydroxylase 2, chloroplastic-like. Gene Ontology annotation, molecular function: iron ion binding; beta-carotene 3-hydroxylase activity. Gene Ontology annotation, biological process: xanthophyll biosynthetic process; carotene metabolic process. The record is from RefSeq and is a predicted model, not a curated record. The transcript is spliced from 7 exons. Bases 152 to 1060 code for a protein of 302 amino acids. NCBI's taxonomy places the organism in Eukaryota, Viridiplantae, Streptophyta, Magnoliopsida, Vitales, Vitaceae. Gene Ontology annotation, cellular component: chloroplast.